Molecule: messenger RNA, 1881 nt
Organism: Ascochyta rabiei
Lineage: Eukaryota; Fungi; Ascomycota; Dothideomycetes; Pleosporales; Didymellaceae
Exons: 1
Coding region: 1-1881 (626 amino acids)
Source: RefSeq, a predicted model, not a curated record
AUGAACACAGAAAGACCUACCUCCAGAAGCCCCCUUUACGGGCUUCCUGGACUGCAAGACGGACAGAUCAGGCUGUUGCGCGUCCAAACCGAGAACGGGACCAGAGUGAUCAAUUGCACCGUCAGCAUCCAUAGCCUGGGUGAAAAGGGGCGCACUUCACAGUUUUCAGCGUUGUCCUACACGUGGGGCCCAUCCCAUCGAGGGUGUUGCAGCCUGUUAAGACCAACGUUAGACAUGACGAUUCUGUGUAACGGUGAACGAGUAGAGGUCACAGAGAAUCUCUACGACUUUCUCUGCUACUGGGCUUCAAACCAGGAGGGUUCCUCUUACAUUUGGAUCGAUGCCCUCUGUAUCGACCAACAUAACAUCUCUGAGCAAAGUCACCAGGUCAAUAUCAUGGGUCAAAUCUAUUCUGCUGCAGAUCGGGUCCUUGUCUGGCUAGGCCCUGAAGACGACUCGGUAUAUCUUGCGUUCGAUAUCGUGGAGAGAUUAAACUCGCUUGAACCUCAAGCAAGGUCGGCACUCAAUCCCCACGAAGUCACCACUGACCACCUGAAUCUUCUACUGGACCUUACGAGAUGGAAGGCUUUGUCACAUCUCUUUUCUCGAACCUGGUUCAGUCGGGCAUGGAUCAUACAGGAAGCGGUCUUUGCCAGGAGCUGUACGGUUAUCUGUGGAUCGCACACUACUUCUUGGGAUACUCUUGCCAACAUCUCGAGAUUCCUUGCCACCAGCAGUUGGACAACCUUUCUCCGAAAUCCAGCUGUGUUCGAAGACAACGCAGAUCAGUGGUACAAUACUCCAGCCCGACUUGCAGCUCAACACAAAACAUGGAAGGGUUCCCAUAAAGAUGGUCUCCUGUACGCGCUCAUUCGCGCUCGCCCGUCUGCUUGCCAGGACCCGCGAGACAAGGUGUACUCACAGCUUCACUUGGGCCAAGCCGAUAUUUUUCCAGACUACAAUCUCUCUGAAUCCGAGGUGUAUAUCAAUACAGCAAUGUACAUACUGGAGCGAUCUGGAAGCAUGCUUUUGCUCACAUGUGUGGAAGGGGAGGCCUUUCAGACCCCGGCUUUCUGCCUGCCAUCCUGGGUGCCAGACUGGAGCGUUCAAAAAUUUGUAGGCCUGCGCAUGACCGGGUACAGACACUUCCAUGCGGCGAUACGUCGAUCACCAACUUACUCUGUCUCGCGUGACAAACGAGUAUUGGACGUGGAAGCUGUGAAGUUGGACGAUAUCGUGGAGACAAGUGACAAGAAGGAGAAUCUGCGUGCCAACUUGCACUCUCCCACGUUCUGGCACUUGAUUUCGAGACUUCCUUCGACAUAUGCGACUACACAUGGCAUUCAAAGUCGUGAGGAAGUUGUAUGGCGCACUCUAACGACAAACAGAGGCAGCGUACUAGCAGAUUGCAGAGCGCAAUAUCCAGCACCAGAUGGUCUCAAGUACUCAUUCCGCGACUGGAUACUCUGGCGAUACGCUACGUCUCUCGAGGAGCCUGCCACGUUUCCCAUACCCUCUACCGAGCACAACAUCCUACCCACCCAAGACGAACUUGAGGAUACAUGCAAAAGAGCUGCAAAUGACCCUGCUUAUCUUACUGCUCUAGCACAUCGAGCCUCGCUUUUUGACCUCCACUACUCGCACGCUAUGCUUCAGCGACCCUACCGAACUAAGAAGGGUCAUUUCGGCAUCGGAACCCAGUGCUUGCGCGAAGGCGACUCCGUCUGGCUUGUGUCUGGCUGUCGUGUACCCGUCAUUUUUCGUCCCAUCGAAGGCAGUAUGCGCCACAGGCUUGUCGGCGGCUCUUAUUUGCAUGGCUUCAUGGAUAGAGAGGCGCUGAACCAAGAAGAUGUAAACUUCGAGAUGGUGAGCCUAGAGUAA